AUGCCGAUGGGCGACAGCGGAGGACUCGCUGCGCCGAUGGCGCUCACUCGUGCGCUGCCGACGUGGGUGGUGGAGGUGUCGCGGCACCGCGAGCCGAGCAGAGACGCGGUGCUGGCGGCCGUCGAGCACGUCGCCGCUGAACCCGCCAGCAUUCUGCUCGUCCACGUCAUCACCGAGGUUCCCUGCGGACGCAACCGGACGGUGGCGGCGAGCGAGGCGGAAGCGAAGGCAGCGACGGAGCACGCGAAGAAGCUCGUCGACGUGCUCCUCGAGCCGCUCCUCGCGCACGCGCCGUGUUCCGCGGUGGUGGAGCUCAACGACUCGCGCCACGACGGCCUCGUCGCCGCCGCCAGACGCGCAGCGGCGGAUCGCGUUUACAUGGGCGCAAAGAAGAAGCUGCUGGGGUGGUCGGCGUCGGCCACCGUCGCGCAGUGCCAGGCGAGUCUGCCGCCCGCCUGCCGCCUCUUCAUCGCGCAGGGCGGCUCGCGACUGCAGCGCCUACACGCCGCGGGGAAGGCCCACUCCGCCCACCCCAUCCCCCCCCCGUUUUACACCUUCCCUUCCUCCGCCUCCGCGCCUUCCUCCGCCACGCCUCUCCCCGCUGUCCCUUCCGCUUCCCCAGCCGCCUCAGCCGCCUCCGGCCCCCGCGUGCCGCCGCGCGCCAUCCCCCCCUCGUUCUCCUCCGUCUCCCUCCCCCUGCAAGCCCCCGACGCCGCGCUCCCCUCCCCCUCCUCGCUCUCCUCCACCUCCGGGCGCUUUCCCCCCUCCGCGCAGGGCCAAAUGGAAUCCGCGCAGCAGCAGGUGGGGGCGGCUAGAGAGGCGCCGGGGAACGCGGAAGAGAGCAGGCAAGGGGACGGGUGGGUUGCGCACGCGCGCGGGCAUAGGUCAGUGUCGUGCGGGGGCGGGGAGGACGCGGACUCGGGGCUGCUGGCGCAGCAGCUGCAGGAGCUGAGCGCGCAGGCGGCGCAGGGGGGGGGCGGGGCGAGCCGGGCGGAGUUGGAGCGGCAGCUGCAGCAGGUGGUGGCGCUGCAGCAGCGCAUUCAGCAGCAGCUCAGCGGCAGCCCGCUCCCCGCGCCUUACGCCGGUAGCAAUGGCUCCUCGCCCAGCGCUUCCCCCACUAGCCAGGGUUCCGCGUAUGGCGCACCGGGCAUGGGCAUGGGCGCGGGCAUGGGCGGGGGCAUGGGCAUGGGAAUGCGCGCGGGGUUGAGUCUGUCGCAGGACGGCGACUACCCCGUGUCGCCAGGGUCGCUGUCGCAAGGCCACGCCACGUCGCCCCUGGGCCCCGGGUUCAAGCCCCCCCGCUCCCCUGCUGGGGGAGCGCGCGCAGCCGUCGCGGGCAGCGGGGGCAUGGCGGGCGCUGCGCCAUUCGCCGUGUCCCCCGACCUGACUUCCGCCGCGUCGCAGCAGCGCCAUUUCCCGCGCAUGCACUCCGCGCCCACCCACUCCGCGCCCACCCACUCCGCCGCCGCCGCUGCCGUGGCGGCUGUGGCAGGCGCGCAGGGGGACGCGGGGACGGCCCCCAGCAGCACGGGCAGCUCCCCCUCCACGUCCAUGGAGCGCCGCCUGCUGCCCCCCCGCCGCCCCUCCUUCGACGCGCGCGCCCUCGCCGGCCCCGCUGCAGCCGCGCCACCUUCGCCAGUGGCGGGCGCAGCAGUGGGGGGCGCAGCGGGCGCGCGGAGGGGCGGGGGGUCGCUGUCGCGCGUGCGGAGCUACGAAACGCUAAUGGCGCUGAGGGAAGAGGAGGGCGAGGGGCACGGGGGAGGGGCGGAAGGCGAGGAGGGCGAGGGCGAGGAGGGCGAGGAGGGCGAGGAGGGCGAGGAGGGCUCGGAGGUGGGGCAUGGGCGGUCGCUGGCGGACGAGCUGGCGGCGCUGGCGGCGGAGGAUGAGGGGGGCGAGGGGGGGGAGGGGGGCGAGCGCAAGGGGUCGAGUGAGAGCUGGCGGGGGCGUGCUGUGAGCAGCAACCGCGGGGCGGGCAGUGCAGCGGGCAGCAGCUUUGGCAGCGACGCCGAGGCAGCAGCUUGGGCAGCUGGGCGCAACGGGACGCCCAACCCCCGCACCCCCGACAGCACGGCACCGCUGCCCCCCUCACUGGCCCUCACCCAGUCCGGCGGUCUCCCCCAGAGCGGCAGUCUGCCCCAGUCGGGCAGCAUCCCGGGGUCGGGGGGGCUGCAGGCAGGCAGCAGCAUCGCCAGCACCGACACCUUCCUGCCUCUCGACAGCUUCGAGUCCUCCGAAGCUUCCCAGAACCUGCAGCCGGCGCGGCAGCCGUCGCGGUUCCAGCACCUGUCGGCGAUGGCGCAGCGCCACGGGCAGUCGCAGGGGCCGCUGCUGGCCGCCGCCUCGCACGGCCCGCUGCACGCGCACUCCCACGGCGCCUCCUUCGGCCGCGCCGCCUACAGCAGCGGCCAGCUCGGCGCGGGCGGCGGCGGAGCGGGCGGCGACGGGUUUGACUGCCGGCAGUUCACGGCGCAGCAGCUGGCGCGCGCCACGGGGGGGUACGCCAAGGAGAACCUUCUGGGAAGGGGGUCGUUCGGGCAGGUGUUCAAAGGCGAGAUGCUGGGCUGCAAGGUGGCGGUGAAGCGCCUGGAGGGGCAGGGGUGGCAGGGGCCGGACGAGUUCCGCGUGGAGGUGGAGGUGCUGAGCCGCAUGCGCCACCCCAACAUCGUGCUGCUCAUGGGCUGCUGCACCGACGAGAUGGCUCUCGUCUACGAGUUCCUCCCGGGCGGCACGCUACAGGACAAACUGGGCCCGCCCAAGGGGUCGGCGGCGGUGCCGCUGAGCUGGGCGGACCGGCUGCGCAUCGCAGCGGAGAUGUCGUCGGCGCUGCUGUACCUGCACCAGAACGACCCGCCCAUCGUGCACCGCGACUUAAAGCCCGACAACAUCCUGCUGGACGGGCACCUGGCGAGCAAGAUCGGCGACGUGGGGCUGGCACGGCUGCUGGAGGCGGACGGGGCGACCACCAUGAAGGUGCGCGGCACGGCGGGGUACAUCGACCCCGAGGAGGUGGAGACGUGUGAGAUCAGCGUGCUCAGCGACGUGUACGCGCUGGGGCUCAUCCUGCUGCAGCUGCUCACGGGGCAGAGGAGCGUCAAGGCCGUGCACCGCAUGCUGGCCGAGGCCGCCACCAAGGGCCGUGCGCGCCCGGGGGACGUGGGGCCGGGCGGCGCGAGCCGGGCGGCGGUGGCGGUGGUGAUGCGGUAUCUGGACACGGCGGGCGGCGAGUGGCGGGCGGAUCUGGUGGAGCAGGUGGUGGGCGUGGCGCUGCGCUGCGCUGAGCGGCGGCGGGCGAAGCGGCCGGAGCUGGUGGGGGAGAUCCACCCGCUGCUGGUGAGAGUGGCGGCGGAGGCGGAGGCGGAGGUGAAGCAGCGCAAGCAGCAGAUGGACGAGCAGUUCCUCUGCCCCAUCUCCAAGGUACGCCACUGUGUCUCUAGGCCCUUUUCUUCCAAGCCGCCUAGCAGUUCCUCCUCUUCCCUCCCUCUCUGCACCUCCCCUCCACCCACCCCCCAUUCACAUUCCCCCCUCCCCCGCACUUGCGUCCCUCCUCUCUGCCCAUCUCAGGAGGUGAUGCGGGAGCCGGUGGUGGCGGCGGACGGGUUCACGUACGAGAGGGAGCACAUGGAGCGGUGGAUGGCGUCGUGCACGCUCUCCCCCGCCACGGGGCAGCCCCUCGCGCACUCCAGCCUCACCCCCAACAACGUCCUCAAAAACCUCAUCGCCUCCCACCGCCAGCGCUGA
Closterium sp. Naga37s-1 is the source of this 3738-nucleotide messenger RNA. The record is from the annotation of a GenBank genome assembly. Lineage: Eukaryota; Viridiplantae; Streptophyta; Zygnematophyceae; Desmidiales; Closteriaceae.